CCUCUGUUUACAAAUGAAUGCCUGAGCAACAUCACGCGUUAGAAUAAUAUUGUCAGAUAAAAACCUAACGCGAUGAUACUAACAGACUAAAAUGUAGCUGGAAAAGUGGAAUGGUGGAUUUUUGUACAAUCUGAUUGAGUUAAUCUUACAGUGCAGUAGCUUGAGAUAGAAAUGGGGUCGUAUGCCAGUCAGUUCCUGACACCUGUUGGGGAAGAGGUGUCUCAACAUACACAUCCUAGCAAGGCAAACUGGAUCACUGUACAUGCCAUCACUGCUGAGUUGAGCAUAGCUGAGACAGAACGUUUGUGGCUGAGGUUUCAGCAACUGGGGUGUAACAAAGAUGGAGUAAUAACAGAAGAAUUAGCAGCCAAAAUGUCAGUUUCAUCUGAUGCAUUUUCAAGGAAUAUAAUGAAGAAAUUUACUCUAAACGAAACUAAGAACAUUACAUUUGAGAAUUUUCUUCGUGGAUUGAAGUGGUGUGAGACAGCCGAGUUGAAUGAAAAACUCAGGGGUAUUUUCAGACUCUUGAAUAAUGGAAACCCUGUCCCAAAGACAACAUUUGUGAAAAUUUUAGAACGUGUCUACACCAAUCCAAGUGAUAAAAAGGAUGUACAGCGAGUAGCAGAUAUUGUGUAUAAACAUAUAGACAAGAAGAACAAAGGUCUGAUGAAUGAAGACCAGUUUGUUACUGGUGUGAGGAGUGUUAUUCCAGAAGAGACACUACAGGAUUUGUUACUGUUUGAGGUCCUACCAGCCUACAUGAAGGAACGACUCCACAGCCAACUUCCAGAAUUUAACAGUGAGGGACCCACACCAUCCCCAAGUAACAGGCAAAUCCCUUCGGAUGGAACCCUGCGGCAGGUGGCAGAUAAAAUCUACAGACGUGAUUGGUUGAGGACGGCCAAUAAGCUGGGAUUAACCAAUGAGGAUGUGAGCGAUAUCAAAACAAAUAUAUCUGACUCCAAACAACAGGCAUAUACCAUGCUGAAGACCUGGAAAGAACGAGAAGCGGCACAAGCUUAUAUAAGUGUACUGGAGAGUGCUCUAAAGGAGUCCGGCAUGACAGAGGCAGCGUACGCCUUAAUGCUGUAAUUCAGCAUCUCGUAUCAAUAUCAGGAUGUUCUGAAGGAUUCAGCAGUGAUGGAGACUGUUUUUGCUGUGAUGCUAUGUCCCCCUUCUAUAUCCACCAGUAUUUUGACAUGGCUACUUCAGUGUAUUCGGACAAACUAAGAGGCUACAUGCAUCCUAAUGAUGUAACUCCACAUUCUACUAUCAGACUGUGAUAUAAGCUAUUUAUUUCUACCUAAUAGUGUCAGAAACUGUAUAUACAUGUAUAUAUGUCUUAAACGAUUUCAUACAAGAUUUUAUGAAACCAGUCUCAGAUUUUUUUAUUUAUUUUUUGCGAGCACUGGCAAUCAAAAAUUAAAACUUUGAGAGAGUUUCAAAAAAUCAAAAUAUGAAAUGAAAAGAUAAUUUAAGAUACUUUUUAUCACAAAAAACUUCCAUCUUUUGAAGUCGAAAUGUGGAGGACUUGAUCAAACGGAGAGAGCUAAUUUGAUGCACCAUUCACAAUUCAUGAUGUCACGUCAUUGUCUAUAUUAUGACAUCACCAGUGAUUUCUGACUGGCACAGCCAAAGACUCCAGGGUAUAUUAUACUUGUGACAUAUGUGAAAAUAUUUUAUGGUAAAUUUGCUGCAAUAUUACCGUGUUGUAGAGUUCCAGACCCAGACAAGGUAUUAGUAAAAACAUUGUCUUCCUUUGUCUUACCAAUGCAAUACUACUGGGUAUACUUCACAGAAAAUUUCUAUGUUUUGUAUGCAUUUCCUUUCAAAGAUUUGUUCACAAAUUAUACAUUAAGUGCAAUGUUUUUUGCGAUCAACUGAUGAAUUUUUAUCAUAAAGUUCUAAGUGUGGUUUAUUAAUGAUUUCACUGCACAAGAAAAUUGCUAAAGUUAAUAGAUACAGUAAAACAAAGGAUUUUUGUUUCUAUAAAGUUAAUGUAUACAGUAAAACCACUCUAUACAUCAGGUGCUGUGCUCUUCUUGUAUUUAUCCAAUAUGGGUAAACUCAUAAACUUUUACUUGAAUUAGGAUGGGCUUAUUACCAGACAGAUUCAUUGCCAAUAAAUACAGUGAUAUAUCAGGCAUAUAUUUAUCAAACCAUUGUGUUUUAAAGACAUAGUAACAUUAAGUGUAUAUUUCUAUGUGUUAAAUUUGAUUUUAUUUAAAAGCUUAACAUAUUCUUGUGCAGCGUUGAGAAGAUUUCCUCGUUUCCUUUUAUUAAUAUAGCUUUUCUAACAUCAUGUUCUCAACAUUAUGGAGGUAAUUGUGGAUGAUUUAACCUCAUCUUGCUAUACAUGUACUCUAGUAGCUCAGUAAGCUGUUUGUUAUAAAACCAAACCAUGGCUUGUCAGAUAAGUUAUUUCUGAAAUUAUAACUACAAAAUACUUGGAAAGAAUCAAUGUAUACAAAUGACAUAUUUGAAAUGUCUUUAGACAAAUUAAACAUGGCAAUCAAGUGCAAUAAGAUCCUAACUGUGACUUUGAGGUGGAUUCCACUAUGUUGUAACUUAUUAAAACAAGGCUGGAGUAUCACUUCAUAUUUACAUACAUUUACAUGCCUGCCAUUCUAACCAGGUAUUUUCUGUUACCCGUUUCAAAUUUGUCAUAUCACUUUCCAUCCUAUUUUGUCUUGAUAAUUCUGUCUCUGUUUUGAGGCUAAAGGUAAUUUCAUACCAGAACUGGUAAGGUGCUCACAACUCCCCACUUUUUCAUAAACAACAUCUAAAAGAUGUCUUUCUACAUUAAAUAUACAUGAUAUUUUGUGAAAGUCUAAAGCAUUUAAAGUUAUUUAUAAGAUAACAAAAUUCAAAUUAAGUGAAUGUAAAGAAAUUACAUAACAUGCGGAUUAAUCAAUAUUAAUUGAAAAUAAAAUUAAGAAACCACAUAUGUUUAUUGUUCAUUUCAACUGUCCAAUGUGAACGGGAAAGUAAAUAAGUAGAGUUAACUCCCUUUUAAAACUGUAGAGUAAUCCCCCAUUAAAAGGAGUUUAUAUUUCUUAUUGCCAAAUAUGCAAAUGAGCCUUGACCACAGACAAAGUUUUUACAGAAACAUAAGUUAAAUUUAAGAAUUUGCAGGGUAUGUGGAAGGGUGGGGCAUUUAUUCCUAUCAUAAACGACCCUGUCAACUUUAUUUUCAUUUGAUACAUUUCCAAUGGAAACUAAAAUAAAAACAGUUGUCUAUGGGAAUGGAACACACAACCUUUGGAUUAAAAGUCCAGGACCUUACCCACUAGGCUAUCCAGGCCUAUUGUACAUUAAACACAUUUCUUGUAUUUGAUUUUAAUGUAAAUGUCAAUCUUUCUGAUUAUUUAUUGUUGAGUGUUAAUGUUUUUGCAAAAAUCAGGUAAAAAGAAAUGAUUUCAAAUUCUGUAUGUAGUUUAUUAAACUUAGUAUUUCAUCCGUCCAUGCAAGAAAUAUAAUAUACAUAUCUGCAAUAAUUUUAUGUGAAACGUGAAGUUUUUAUUAUGAUAAUGAAAAUAAAAUAUUUAUAAUACUGUCAAAUUA
Molecule: messenger RNA, 3564 nt
Organism: Pecten maximus
Lineage: Eukaryota; Metazoa; Mollusca; Bivalvia; Pectinida; Pectinidae
Exons: 9
Coding region: 172-1092 (306 amino acids)
Biological process (GO): positive regulation of extrinsic apoptotic signaling pathway; TRAIL-activated apoptotic signaling pathway
Cellular component (GO): CD95 death-inducing signaling complex; cytoplasm
Molecular function (GO): caspase binding; death receptor binding
Source: RefSeq, a predicted model, not a curated record